Molecule: messenger RNA, 1391 nt
Organism: Priapulus caudatus
Lineage: Eukaryota; Metazoa; Priapulida; Priapulimorpha; Priapulimorphida; Priapulidae
Source: RefSeq, a predicted model, not a curated record
UUAAUGGGCUUGGUGGUGAUUAUCGUAACAAUUUUGGGCCAAAAAUGUGAUUUUUUACCAUUUUUUCCCAAAAUAUUAAUUGCACCAAAAUACAUUUUUCUCCAUAUUUCAAAAAUCCUUUUCAGUAAUGCAUUGAAACUUUCCAGAAAACUGCCCAUAUGUAUGGUUAAUAUUGUAUGAAGAGGACAAGUUCAUUGGUUUUCUAACAAUAAAGUUAUAGUGCUCCAAACUUAAAAUUUUGAUAUUAGCUAAAACAGCAUUUUGUACAUUACACACAGGCUUUCUCCCGCUAUACGUUUAACUUGCGUCGGCUUUGCGAACCUCGUUUCACCAUGUGUGUGGUAUCAUAUUAAAGGGAAUUAAAUUCUCUACAAGAUGAUACCACAUUUAAUGGGCUUGGUGAUGAUUUGCAUAACAAUUUUGGGCAAAAAAUGUGAUUUUUGACAAUUUUUUCCCAAAAUAUGAAUUGCGCAAAAAUACAUAUUUCUCCAUAUUUCAAAAAGUCUCCCGCUAUACCUUUAACUUGCGUCGGCUUUGCAACCUUGCGUGACGGGUUUGCACGUCUUGAAGAUGUUGUUUGAAAAAGACAUCACUGCCACUCAUAAGUUACAGAUGAUUCAGAAGUCCCAUGAACAGUUAUCAGCCCUGCAGGAACAGAUGAUGCUUUUCCAAGAAUCACUGGUUGAGCAACCAACAUCAAUUUUCUGGUCCAUCUUCCUGGAGAUGUCAGACAUUCUUCACAGGUUUAUUUACUACCAGCGAGAAGCUGACUGGGUAUGAGUAGGACAUCUCUCUGAAUCAUCACGAAUGCUAUCUUACCUCACAGCAGCCGGGCACUACAGAUAUGGGCAGCGGUCUUUGCCUCCCUAUCUGGCUGAGAUGAAGAAACUACCUGAAACAGCCCCAGAUGUACAUGAAGCACUAAUAGCAGGUGCAUUUGUCGGGAGGAGAGCAGAUGGCAAGCAUAAUAGUGUCUCUCCUGACAUGCUUCUGGAACAGACUUACAAUGCAGAUGCCAAGGAAGCGAGUGGUCUGGAUGGCCUUACACUAAACCCUGCCACACGGAUGAAAUGGGUUUACACAAAACCCAUCACUGCUGCUGUCUCUGCAGAGUUGAAAUUGAUGCUACAUCUUCAUUCAUCCAGCCCUCACCAUGAAUCUGGUGUAAGUCGAGUCACAAGGGAUGCAGAGAUGGGGAUCAAGGUAAUGGCAGCAGUCGAGACGAAUCCAUUUGGUGCAACCACAACAUCCCUGAUAAAUAUAGCAACUGGACAAUGCGCUGAUUGCAACGUUAAGAACAACCUUACCAGUGUGAACAAACUGGGUCUGGAGGCACUGUCUCAGUCACUGACCAGUGAUCAGAAGAAGCCAAGUACUGUGAAGGUGAACAC